AUGGAGGAGGAGCCGCACAUUGAGCGGCUUCCCGCCGACCUCCUCGCGCACGUGCUCGCCCUCCUCUCCUCCUUCCACGACCUCGCCAUGGCCGAGGGAGUGAGCCGACGGUGGCGCCAGGCGGUGGGCCGGUCGCUGGCGUCGCGGCGGCGGCUGAGCUUCGCGGGGCAGCGCACCGGCGACGACUCCGCCGCGCGCAUGGUCCGCGCCGCCGUCAAUCUCCGCGACCUCGACGUUUCGCGGGGCUGCUGGGGCUGCCACAUCACCGACGGAGGGCUGCUGCAGAUCUCCACGGCGGAGUGCGUCGGCAAGCUGACGGCGAUCUCGCUGUGGGGAUUGGCCGGGAUCACUGACAAGGGCGUCGUUCGUCUGGUGUCAAGAGCCCAUUCUCUGCAACACCUCAAUAUUGGUGGAACAUUUAUCACCGAUGAAUCAUUGUAUGCAGUUGCAGACAAUUGUACAAAUCUGAAGAAAUCAGAACUUCCCUUUGGAUGCAAAUGGGAAAUGGUUUCUUUGUUAAUUUACGAUAAAGAACAAUAG
Messenger RNA from Triticum dicoccoides, 540 nucleotides. RefSeq names its product F-box protein At5g67140-like. The record is from RefSeq and is a predicted model, not a curated record. Gene Ontology annotation, cellular component: SCF ubiquitin ligase complex. Gene Ontology annotation, biological process: SCF-dependent proteasomal ubiquitin-dependent protein catabolic process. Gene Ontology annotation, molecular function: protein binding. The transcript is spliced from 5 exons. NCBI's taxonomy places the organism in Eukaryota, Viridiplantae, Streptophyta, Magnoliopsida, Poales, Poaceae. Bases 1 to 540 code for a protein of 179 amino acids.